Messenger RNA from Leishmania major strain Friedlin, 2109 nucleotides. RefSeq lists its product as hypothetical. The record is from RefSeq and is a predicted model, not a curated record. NCBI's taxonomy places the organism in Eukaryota, Euglenozoa, Kinetoplastea, Trypanosomatida, Trypanosomatidae. Bases 1 to 2109 code for a protein of 702 amino acids. The transcript has a single exon.
AUGAGCGCGGAGCAGCAGCGGCUCAAGAAGAUGCACUGCGAGGCCGUCACCUUAGCGGAGAUGAAGCAGUGGCUUGGUCUACCGCUGACCACAGCCGCGUCGUCCUCGUCCGCCGCCCCUGCAGCUGCAGCCGUGGCAGCAGCACCCAAGUCGCCGGUGGAAGAGGCGGUCGGCCGCGAUGUAUACGACAUGUAUGGGUUGUCUAUGACGGCGGUAGAUGCGUACCUGUUGCGCUACUUGCGCUCGAAGAAUCUUGUCAUCGAGGACGCUGUGGCGAAGCUGCGCCGCCGUCGUGCCUUUGAACGUACACUACCGAUGAUCAGUGUCACCACUACCACCGUCGCGGCGCUGCGAAGCGGCGCCUUUCAUCUGCUGGACCACGACCUGGAGGGCCGGCCGGUGCUCUACAUCAACGUGGCUACCUUCACACUGCCCACGCUGGAGCUGGAUGAGGCGCAGCGACUGCUUAUCAUUCUCCUGGAGUUCAUGCAAGCUCGGUGUCUGCUAAAGAACAACGAAAAAGUGGCGGCGAUGCAGCGGCGCCGUCGCCAGCACGUUGAUGCCACAGCGGCAGCGAGCAGCUUCGCGAACGGCGGCCGCGAAAACAACGGAGGAGCAGCUGCCCCGGCACAUGGGGCGCAAGACGUGGAUAAGGAGACCGUCAGUGACCUCCAGGAAUUCGCGCUGCUCGUCAACGAAGAAAGGGUGCCGUGGAUGAUGCACGCGUCCUUCCUGAAGAACUACAGCACCCUCCUUAGCAUACUCCCCAAGUACUACCCGCUGUUGCUCGGCUCCGUCUUGGUUCUUGGGGCCUCCCUUGAAAUACGCACAGCCAUCAAGGCGUGCGUCGGCAGCAGCUCUGAGGAUGUGCGGAACUCGGUGCAGAUGAUCGAGAAGGCCGACCUGCCGCGGUACAUGGAUGCGAGCACCAUCCCUGUUGAGCUCGGCGGUCACAAGCAAAUCGUAGGAAGUGCCAUGAACUUUUCGGAGACGGUGCUGCGGCACUGGUUCACGCUUACAUCACAGAUAGAAGACGAGUGUGUCGGCAGCGACGGCGGUAUAGCCGAUUCCAAGGUCCCAACAACCAUCUCGGCAGCCGGAGCGGCCAACGGCCACAGAGAGGAUGGGGGUGGUGCCGAAACCUCGCACUCGCCGCCGCGACCACUGUACGUGCCACCACCGCCGCUGGGCAUGACGCAACGGCACAUCUCCCGUCAGCGGCAUGCAGUCGAGCUGCAGCACCUUAGCAGCAGCGUUGUCGGCACGAUUACGGGGCCCGGCUCGCCAGGGCCCAUGCGGCCUUGCAAGUACGGCGGCAGCUCCGCGCGCAACGGCAAGCAUAGCCUCAUGUCUUCAGCAGCCGCGGCAAACCGCUCCACCGCCGUCACGACGCCGCACGGCACGCCGACUAGCCAGAAGGAUCAGGCUGCGGCGACGGUGACCCUGGGCGCGGGGCGUGCCGAGGACGUCACAGACGACGGCGUCUGCUCGGCGCUCUCUGGCGCCGACGAGCGCGACGACUAUGCCGAGAACGAGGGCGGUGGUGCCGGCAUGCACACUCGUACCAACUCCGGUGUCCCCACGUACCAACUCUACACCGCCGCCUCCUCUUUGGCGGGUAGCUUGGCAGUCGAGGGUGAGAUGCACCUAAGCGGUCUUGGCGCGAGUCACAACCGUCAUCACCAAGGUGCCUCGCUGUACAGUGUCGCAUCCGCUACAAUAUCACGCGAAGAAGCUGCUCACUUUGCCGACCACCCGGACGAUGCGGUCGUGGCUCUGCGGCAGGAGCGUCGGCGACGUCAGCGCGCGGAGCAGGCGUUGUAUUUCCGAGACCUGGGUGUUACGCUGGACAUGCGGAACGCCUCCAUAAUCGAAAAGGAGCUAGCCGCCAUACAUCAGGAUCUCAACGUGUUGGUGGCGGAGAUAUUGGUUAAGGCGGAGGCUGCUAGAAAACGGCAGAAGGCACCACCGACGCUUAAACAACUGCUGGAUCUGACGCUCACCGCCUUCGAGAGCGUCACGUGCACACCGUCAAGUGUGCCCGCCAUGGCGUUAGCGGAGCCGGCGCAACGCGAAGCCGCGAGCUCCAGCUGCUGCAGCUUCAUGUAG